AUGGAAAAACAAGCUAACAUCAAAAGGAUACCAUUUACCUUCAACGUCGGUGACCAAGUCCUACUCAAACAUCAGCCAUAUCGACAACAAAUUGUUACAAGAAGAACAUCAGAAAAGCUUACAAAAAUAUAUUUUGGGCCAUUUCAAAUCAUCAACAGAGUUGAAGAGGUUGCUUUUAUGUUGGAUCUUCCAUCCUCCUCACGUAUCCAUCAUGUGGUUCAUGUAUCGCUUCUCAGACCCUAUUUCGGUUCUAAUCCAACUGGUGAUUUCAAACCCCUUCCUUCACAAAAGCCGUACGACUUCCUUGAGCCUCACCAGCUUCCUGAUACUCCAUCUACACAUGAUCCUGAAGCUCCAUCCGUUCCUCAUGGCUUUGCGAGUGAAGUAAGGAAUUCCACUUCAUCGUUGUUGGAAAAAAAUGUUUCUGGGUGUUUGGAACCACCAUUUGCAAGUAAAAAGAACAACAAGAACACGUUUGAAGGACACAGAAAAAGUGAUUUCAAAAGUUUCUAA
Vicia faba (fava bean) is the source of this 513-nucleotide messenger RNA. NCBI's taxonomy places the organism in Eukaryota, Viridiplantae, Streptophyta, Magnoliopsida, Fabales, Fabaceae. The record is from the annotation of a GenBank genome assembly.